AUGGGAAGGGGUAAGAUUGAGAUCAAGAGGAUUGAGAACUCAAGCAACAGGCAGGUGACCUAUUCUAAGAGAAGGAAUGGGAUCAUCAAGAAAGCCAAGGAAAUCACUGUUCUUUGUGAUGCCAAGGUUUCUCUUAUUAUCAUUAAUCCUAGCUCUGGGAAAAUGUCUGAGUACUGCAGCGGCUCUCAAGAAACGUUGCUGGAAAUCUUAAGCAGAUACCAUUCACAAACUGGGUUGAGGUUGUGGGAUACCAAGCAUGAGAACGUUUCCAAUGAAUUGGAUAGAAUCAAGAAGGAAAAUGACAACAUGCAAGUCCAUCUCAGGCAUCUUAACGGGGAGGACAUAACAUCCAUGAACCACAUUGAGCUGGGGGACUUGGAGAAAUCACUCGAGAACGGCCUUACUGCUGUCAGAGACAAGAAGACAGAGGUCGCCCAGAGGCAUAGAGACAGUUACAAAGCUGUGGAGGCCGAGCAUGAUCGCCUCAAUUAUGAGCUGCACAAACAGACGAUAAAAACUGAAGACAAUAACUUGAGGGACAUAGAGUAUCAACAGAGGAUGUCCCAUAUGUCAUUCUUCAGGCUCCAGCCUAUUCAGCCUAAUCUCCACCACGACUGCUAAAAAGAGUGGAAGUUAUUUCGAUCAUCAAGAACUAAUAUGCUUUAUAUCGAUCAGUUCAGUUAAAUUUCAUGGUUUGUAACAUUAUCCAGUGCACUUAGUGGUUAACUACUUAAUCUUCUUAAUUAUGACUAAUUAGUUAUUAGUGAUGAUCGAAGAACUUGUAAUAAUAUUGAUCGAGGUGUGUCUGAACUACAUUCGACAUACUAUCACUCUGAUCUUGUUAGGCACCUGUGCUUGCUAGUACUUCUACUGCACUUUAUAUAUAUGUGCGUUAAUAGCCGAGUAUGUUUCUC
Fragaria vesca subsp. vesca is the source of this 914-nucleotide messenger RNA. RefSeq names its product floral homeotic protein PMADS 2-like. The transcript has 7 exons. Gene Ontology annotation, biological process: positive regulation of transcription by RNA polymerase II. The coding region runs from base 1 to 621 and encodes 206 amino acids. Lineage: Eukaryota; Viridiplantae; Streptophyta; Magnoliopsida; Rosales; Rosaceae. The record is from RefSeq and is a predicted model, not a curated record. Gene Ontology annotation, cellular component: nucleus. Gene Ontology annotation, molecular function: RNA polymerase II cis-regulatory region sequence-specific DNA binding; protein dimerization activity; DNA-binding transcription factor activity, RNA polymerase II-specific.